AUGACAAAAAUAGACUUCCACCCUGUUAUUAACGAUAAGAUAAGUCAAGACAAGAUAAGAGUAAUCAUUAUGGCGUCUGUGACAGUUGAAAGCAGUCUGGCAUUUUCAAUUGAUCGGAUUCUGGGUUUGGAAAGACCCGGAAACUGCCUGAAACUCCACAGACCCUGGGCAGAAAAUAAUGUGGAGAGCGAGAACAGAGAACAACAGCAGCAGCUAAACUCCCAGCCGACAUCAAACUGGUAUAUCGGACGCAGACCACGCACUGCCUUUACCACCAGCCAGGUGAAUAUACUGGAGACAGUGUUUCAGGUGAAUUGUUAUCCUGGUAUUCAGCUGAGGGAACAGCUGGCAGAGAGACUCGACUUGGAUGAGGACAGAAUACAGAUCUGGUUUCAAAAUCGACGCGCCAAACUGAGGCGUUCGCUCAGAGAAACCCGACUGCAGCUGGUUCAGACAGCUGUGGCUGACCUUGGGGUCGGGCACGAGGUCAUUGGUCAUCUGAAGGUCAGGUUGGGCAGGCGAGGUGACAGAGAGCUCCUCUCUCAGGUUGAGGCAGAAAAAGAAGGCUGA
Messenger RNA from Neolamprologus brichardi, 570 nucleotides. Its product is annotated as homeobox expressed in ES cells 1-like. NCBI's taxonomy places the organism in Eukaryota, Metazoa, Chordata, Actinopteri, Cichliformes, Cichlidae. The record is from RefSeq and is a predicted model, not a curated record. Gene Ontology annotation, molecular function: DNA-binding transcription repressor activity, RNA polymerase II-specific; RNA polymerase II cis-regulatory region sequence-specific DNA binding. Gene Ontology annotation, cellular component: nucleus. Gene Ontology annotation, biological process: regulation of transcription by RNA polymerase II; forebrain development; pituitary gland development.